Molecule: messenger RNA, 1197 nt
Organism: Poecilia latipinna (sailfin molly)
Lineage: Eukaryota; Metazoa; Chordata; Actinopteri; Cyprinodontiformes; Poeciliidae
Gene: mrps17
Product: mitochondrial ribosomal protein S17
Exons: 3
Coding region: 125-565 (146 amino acids)
Biological process (GO): mitochondrial translation
Cellular component (GO): ribosome; mitochondrial small ribosomal subunit
Molecular function (GO): structural constituent of ribosome
Source: RefSeq, a predicted model, not a curated record
CGUCAUUUAUUAAACAAAGAAGUGAAUCGACAUUAGAAGCAUGGAGACUCGCUGCAACUGAGGGAUUCUUGACCUUUCCAACUUCAUACUUUAAUCUGGUUUCAGGUCAGGAAAGCUGAUCAGAAUGUCGGGGAGAAAGAUUAUGGUCCAUGCCACAUGGGCCAUCGGUAAAGUAAUCGGGACCAAGAUGCAGAAAACUGCUAAAGUGAGAGUGACACGACUGGUGCUAGACCCCAACCUGCUGAAGUACUACAACAAGAGGAAGACCUACUUUGUCCAUGAUGCUUUGGAGCAGUGCACUGUGGGAGAUAUCGUCCUCAUCAAGGCUCUGUCUGUGACAAGAUCCAAACAUGUCAAGCAUGAACUUUCUGAGAUUGUUUACAAAGUGGGCCGGGUGGUGGAUCCGCUGACGGGGAAAAGUGUCGCAGGAACAGAGUUUGUGGAGCCUCUCUCUGACCUGGUUCUAGAAGAGAAUAUUUCUCUGUCGGAUAAACUCAAAGAGCUGAACAUCUCAGCUGCCUCUUCUGCAGCUGAUUCUCCAUCUGUACAAACUCCUACUUCAUGAUAGAAAACUGUUUUCUUACAAGCCACUCUGUAAUGUUUUUGUUUCAAGAGUUAAUAUUAAUAAAAAUAUAAGUAUGUAAACAUUAUGGGUUCAACAGAAGCAUAACUCUAAUAUUACUUUCAAGAAUAUAAAUUGGAUUAUUUUGCAAUGAAAUGAAAAUGGGAACACAUUCAUGCUUUGUGAUGCCCUCUGGGUUUCUGGGAGAGAUUGAAAAUCUAAAUUUUAGUACUUAAAAGCCUUAAAUGUGCCAAGAUUUUAAAUAAAACAACAGUUGAACUAAAGGCAAAAAUGCCUCUUUGGAUUGAAAAGGUUGUAGAUCUUUGAUGUUUUCUAAAGCACUGGUUCUCAAAACUUCCAGUUUUCAACUUAAAAUAUCAGUAACUCUUUGUUGUACUGUGGCAACACAAUUAGCAUCAGGAGCAAAUAUAUUGACCAAUAUGUGGUUUUUAUCUAUUGAAAUCCCUCUUUAAAAAAAAAAUCUUUUACACUAUAAAAUGAAUGUGCUUUUUAAUGUUUAGUUUUGGUAUUAAUAACUUCUCAAGAGGAUCUCAAGACCUUUCACAUUUUUGUAAUGUCAAUUUGUGCUGAAAACUUUAGUGUGGCUGAUUCAUAUAAAAUAUGCACAAUAAUGU